Molecule: messenger RNA, 2345 nt
Organism: Onychostoma macrolepis
Lineage: Eukaryota; Metazoa; Chordata; Actinopteri; Cypriniformes; Cyprinidae
Gene: gatm
Product: glycine amidinotransferase (L-arginine:glycine amidinotransferase)
Exons: 9
Coding region: 104-1369 (421 amino acids)
Cellular component (GO): mitochondrion
Molecular function (GO): amidinotransferase activity
Source: RefSeq, a predicted model, not a curated record
CGCACUAUAAAAGCGCGUCCCCGCGGCGCCUCUCCUACUUCCCCGGAUCAGAACUGCUGCUGCAUGCCUGAGAGCCUCGGUGCAGAACCAGAACCAGAACAACAUGCUGCGUGUGAGAUGCCUGAGAGGAGGGAGCCGCGGAGCAGAAGCCGCUCAUCUGAUCGGCGCUAUGGUGGGUCGCGCGGUGUCGGGAUGGGUGUCGCGCGCGUUCCGCAGCACCUCGAGUUCCGCCGCCGCGCUCCCGCUCACCGCGGACGAGCCGGUUACCGAGCACACGCCCGAGGACUGCCCCGUGUGCGCGCACAACGAGUGGGACCCUCUCGAGGAGGUGAUUGUAGGGAGAGCUGAGAACGCCUGCGUCCCCCCGUUCACCGUGGAGGUCAAGGCCAACACCUAUGAGAAAUACUGGCCCUUCUACCAGCAGUACGGGGGACAGACAUUCCCGAAGGACCACGUGACGAAAGCAGUUGCUGAAAUCGAGGAAAUGUGCAAUAUUCUCCAGCAUGAGGGAGUUACAGUGAGACGACCGGAACCCAUCGACUGGUCAGUGGAGUAUAAAACCCCGGACUUCACCUCCACCGGCAUGUACGCAGCGAUGCCGAGAGAUAUCCUGAUCGUGGUGGGGAACGAGAUCAUCGAGGCCCCGAUGGCCUGGAGGGCCCGGUUCUUCGAGUACCGAGCGUAUCGGCCCCUCAUUAAAGAGUACUUCAGGCGAGGAGCCAAGUGGACCACUGCGCCCAAACCCACCAUGAGUGACGAGCUGUACGAUCAGGAUUACCCCAUCCGCACCGUGGAGGACAGACAUAAGCUGGCUGCUCAGGGGAAGUUUGUCACCACUGAGUUCGAGCCGUGUUUCGACGCUGCAGACUUCAUCAGGGCCGGCACUGAUAUCUUUGUACAGAGGAGUCAGGUUACAAACUUCACGGGCAUCGAGUGGAUGAGACGUCACCUCGCUCCCACCUACAAGGUCCACAUCAUCUCCUUCAAAGACCCAAACCCCAUGCACAUCGACGCCACAUUUAACAUCAUCGGCCCGGGGCUGGUGCUGUCCAACCCGGAUCGGCCCUGCAGGCAGAUCGAGAUGUUCAAGAAGGCCGGCUGGACUGUGGUGACUCCUCCAACUCCUCUUAUUCCAGACAAUCACCCGCUGUGGAUGUCGUCCAAAUGGCUCUCGAUGAACGUGUUGAUGCUGGAUGAGAAGCGCGUGAUGGUGGACGCUAACGAGAUGACCAUACAGAAGAUGUUUGAGAGUCUCGGCAUUCAGACCAUUAAAGUCAGCAUCCGGCACGCUAACUCGCUGGGAGGAGGCUUUCACUGCUGGACGACGGAUGUGCGCCGCCGCGGGACGCUCCAGUCCUACUUCCUCUAGCCUGCCAGAGACACGCAGUUCUUAUUGAGCUCAGAUUUCAGCAUGGUUUGAUAGCGCUGUGCAUGUCAGGGCUUUUGCAAACGCCACAGAUGAAGUUGAUGAAUAGAAACCUCAGUGAUCUCAAUAACAACUGCAUUUCUGGCCGGCUGUUGUAGGAAUGACUCCAGUGAAGCAGACAGAGCCCUCCCCCCCACGCCACCACGACCACAGAACAAGAGUUUCUACCUCCUAUUUACCAAAACCACAAAAAAACAUAGCGUAUUUUGAAUUGUAAUGACUUCUUAUAUAAUGCAUUUGAAUUAUAUAUCUUCUUCUUUUUUUUUUUUACCCUACAUGUGAUGUGCCAAGUGUUGAUUUGUAAACUCAGGAAUUUUUGUAGCCAUACUUCAGCUAUUUUGUAAGCAUUUCAUAAAAAUGUAAAUAUCAAUAUGCAUAUGCAUUUCAGCAGCAUAUACUUUCCCUUCACAAAAGUGUGUUUCUAGCAUCUGCCUCUGAUGUCAUUCUCAAUAGCAGGAGUCAGGACGCUGUGCGCUGCUUUCACGGAACGUUUGGCUGAUUAUUCGCGCUGCGCUUGUGCUGUGAUUCUCUAGUUAAACUUAUUGAGUGCGAUUGCUCUUUAUCAACACAUGAUUCUGUGUCAGGUCAAACCAAUCAAAUAAAGAUACACUUGGAAAUCAGCGUGACUUAGUUUUGCAUUUGCGCUUUAUGAAACUUCACGAUCAAAAGAACAAAGCAGUAGUUCAGAAGUGAACCUCAACACUUGUGUGCCGCAGAGCAGCUCCUUCUCCUGACGAGAUAACUAGCAGGUUUCUUACGGUUUAAUCCUCUCAAUGCACUGACAACAUUUUUAAAAUUAGUGAUGAAGGCUGAUUGAAAAGUGAGCUUAUUGAUCUGCAAAUCUGAUUCAUUCACAUGUGUGUGUGUGUGUUAAUCAUUGACCGUCUGAUAACAGCAGAUUCACUUCACCAAACCAUAC